Molecule: messenger RNA, 1269 nt
Organism: Diuraphis noxia (Russian wheat aphid)
Lineage: Eukaryota; Metazoa; Arthropoda; Insecta; Hemiptera; Aphididae
Gene: Nubp1
Product: NUBP iron-sulfur cluster assembly factor 1
Biological process (GO): iron-sulfur cluster assembly
Cellular component (GO): cytosol
Molecular function (GO): ATP binding; ATP-dependent FeS chaperone activity; 4 iron, 4 sulfur cluster binding
Source: RefSeq, a predicted model, not a curated record
CAUAAUUUUCAAAUUUCAAUUUUGAUUAAAAUUAAAAAUACCACUACAACAUUUAACAAAUAAUUCUAUAAUUAAUGCUUAGUGUAUACUUGCCUGUGAGUCAGAUUUUUCAUUUGAUUCAUUAAAUUCAAAUGCUAGCGGAUUAACCAUUAUGGAUCCUAAUAUUCCAAAUCAUUGCCCGGGCACUGAAAGCUCAUCUGCUGGUCAAGUAUCUGCAUGUCAAGGAUGUCCUAACCAAAAUAUUUGUGCAUCUGGUGUAACUCAACUUCCUGACCCAGCUUUAGAUGUAUUAAAACAUCGACUGUCUUCAGUGAAGUAUAAAAUACUCGUACUGUCUGGCAAAGGUGGAGUGGGUAAAAGUACAUUCACAUCGUUAUUAGCUAGAGUAUUGGCCAACGAAAAUGAACAGAAAAAUAUUGGAGUCUUAGAUGUUGAUAUUUGUGGACCAUCACUUCCUCUCGUAUUUGGUGUUGAAGAUGAAAAUAUACAUCAAAGUGGAUCAGGAUGGUCUCCUGUGUUUGUUGAAGAAAAUUUAUCGAUCAUGUCUGUUGGAUUUUUGCUAGAAAGUAAGGAUGAUGCUGUAAUUUGGAGAGGUCCCAAGAAAAAUGCUAUGAUCAAACAAUUUUUGACUGAAGUUGAUUGGGGUGACACAUUGGACUACUUGAUUGUUGAUACUCCACCAGGAACUUCUGAUGAACACCUUUCAUUAGUCCAAUUCCUUAAAUCAACUGAAAACUUUUCAGCAAUUGUUGUUACUACUCCUCAAGAAGUUUCUUUGUUAGAUGUCCGUAAAGAAUUGGAUUUUGCCAGAAAAGUUGGGUUACCUGUAUUGGGUGUGGUUGAAAAUAUGUCUACUUUUGUUUGUCCUAAAUGUAAAGUAACAUCUGAAAUAUUUCCAAAAAACACUGGAGGCGCUGCUCAGAUGUCACUUGAAAUGGGUGUUCCAUUCCUUGGAUCAGUUCCUUUAGAUCCUUCGUUGGGACGAUGUUGCGAUGAAGGUGUCAAUUUUAUUCAAAAAUAUGCCGGGUCGCCAACRGUUGUAGCUAUUAAAAAUAUUGUUGAAAAUGUAACCAGGAAUUUACAAUCAAUUUGAUAGAGCUGUUAAUUGUGAAAUGUUAUUAUUUUUUUAUAAUAUCCUAUAUAAUUAUUAAUAAUGCAAAUAAAAUGUCUGUCGAGAUAACAAAUCUGAGUUUUCUGUUUUAAAAAUUGUUUUAAUAUAAAAAAUAGAAAUAAUUUAGUUAUGAUAAACAAUAUAUUUUUAUAAUUAUA